AUGUGGGGCAGAGAACAGGGACGUACUGAAAUACGUUCUGCGAGAAGUGGAGACGGUCCACGGUGCCUCAUUUUAACCGUAUCUUGGGUGGGUACGUACCUGCUGCCUCUUUCUCUUUCAGGAAAGUCGUCAAAAACGCUGCAUUUCUUCGCCCACACACACAACCUGAAUCAUCCCGGCACCAACACUCCCGUCUACUUGGGCUCUUCCCAGUCCCUAGCACUGUUCCUGUGUUAUUACACUCUGAAGAUCCAACGACGAAUACGAACGAAUGCAGGUUCGCAAUGCCCAUCUCUCAUCGCCGGUGUCUUUUCACGCCUCGGAGCUGCACCAGCUGGCGACUCGCAAUCCGUCAAUCCCUCGAUCCUUGAAUUUCGUCCCAUCAUUGACCACCUUAUCAUCACACCCCUUCAGACCCGUCCAUCCAUCUUUCCAUCACGCCCUGCGUUGAUGGUCAGUUGGGCCUCGCGCCAUCUAUCCACAAGUAAACGUAUUGACCAGCCGUUUCCUUCCCGUCCGUCUCGCCGGGCGCCAUCGGACGCCUCCAAGCCUCACAUCGUGUAUCGCUCGGGCCACUGCCGAGUCUUCCAUGUCUGUCCGCCCUUUCAAGCCGUUGCUUCAAGCCAGGCUCACCAGGGACAGGCAGACAAAGGCAGCCAGAAAAACGAGCAAAAAUCAUCCGAACCUUCUCGAGCUCCAACCCUUGGCCUGGCUGGGAAUAGUGUGCCCCAAAACACCGGACGGCGUGGCGUUGGCAGCCUGCAUACUUCCGCCGAUCCCCAAUAA
Colletotrichum lupini is the source of this 786-nucleotide messenger RNA. RefSeq lists its product as uncharacterized. Bases 1 to 786 code for a protein of 261 amino acids. The record is from RefSeq and is a predicted model, not a curated record. NCBI's taxonomy places the organism in Eukaryota, Fungi, Ascomycota, Sordariomycetes, Glomerellales, Glomerellaceae. The transcript has a single exon.